Phytophthora nicotianae INRA-310 is the source of this 942-nucleotide messenger RNA. RefSeq lists its product as hypothetical. The coding region runs from base 1 to 942 and encodes 313 amino acids. The record is from RefSeq and is a predicted model, not a curated record. The transcript has 3 exons. Lineage: Eukaryota; Oomycota; Peronosporomycetes; Peronosporales; Peronosporaceae.
AUGAAUUUGCUCUCGCCUGAUGGAGAAGCACACGAGACUCUCCAGGCGGCGCUAGCUUUCAUCGACGAGUGCGGGGAUGUAUUGUUCAGUGACGAGAACUCUUCCAGUCCCGGUGAAUUUGACUCAACUAAUGUCACCUGGAACAAUAUCACGUUGAACUCAAAUGUACCGAACCAGAGUACAACGAAAACAAUAACCCGUUCGCGACCCAGAGCACAACUCUCCAAACGGAACGUGUCGCGGGAUCGACAGAAACUCGAGAUCCUCCGCCUGCGAGCGGAGGCGGAAUUGCUGCAGAACCGUAUCGCUGACAUGAAAAAGAUACAGGAAGCCGCUGAAAAAGAGUGUGUAAAUGCAACUUCCCAUGUGGUGGAUUCGACUUCAGAGCAACCAAAUGAUCUCCUCUUCGGUGUGUGGAAGGGUCUAGCAAAAAAGUCUCGGCGGCUACGGAGAGAAGCGGAUGCGGAAAAUCGAUACCUUUGUGGUCUAUACAACGACCAAAUGACAACAAUUGAAACGUUGAGGAGACUUUUACAGAUGCAGGAGCAAGUGAAGGUUAGUGUGUAUCUUCGAAACUAUGAGCUCGCAAGUAACCCCCGCUGGUCGACAUGGUACUAUGUUCACUCUACCUUUGACACAGAUGACAACGUUCUAGCAGCAAUUAACCGACUCCAUGGAGAUCUUGGGCAGUUAUUUGCUGAGACGGACCGAGCCUUUAUGUCAAAUGGUCUUGAGGCGUGCAUGUCACCAUUCGCGUUUGCGAAUGUGAACACAACAUCGGACACAACGUCUUACAUUGAGGUUCUAUUCUGUCGAAUCCUACCGUUCGACCACAACACGGUCGGAGACUGCUUCUGGCACGAAAUGAUCAAGUAUGAUGUGGAAAAUGCAGUUGAACGCGGACAGUCACAGCGGGAAGCCAAAGCGGCGGCAGUAUCAUAA